UCCUCUUCUCCUGCAGUGUGUGUGCGCGAUUUUAUAAAAAGCCAGCCCCUCCAAAAAUAGAAGACAAACAAUGGCAUUUACUUCCCAAGGAAUAAAGAAAAAAGUUUGCUACUACUACGACGGUGAUGUUGGGAAUUAUUACUAUGGUCAGGGCCAUCCCAUGAAGCCCCACCGGAUCCGCAUGACACACAACCUCCUGCUCAACUAUGGCCUCUACAGAAAGAUGGAGAUAUAUCGUCCGCACAAAGCCAGCGGUGAAGAGAUGACCAAGUAUCACAGCGAUGAUUAUAUCAAGUUCUUGCGCUCCAUCAGACCAGACAACAUGUCAGAAUACAGCAAACAAAUGCAGAGAUUUAAUGUGGGAGAGGACUGUCCAGUGUUUGAUGGUUUAUUUGAGUUCUGCCAACUCUCAGCUGGGGGCUCAGUUGCCGGUGCUGUAAAGUUGAACAAGCAGCAGACAGACAUCGCAAUCAACUGGGCCGGAGGUCUGCAUCACGCCAAGAAGUCGGAGGCCUCGGGGUUCUGCUACGUCAAUGACAUCGUCCUAGCUAUCCUGGAGUUACUUAAAUACCACCAGAGAGUUCUUUACAUUGAUAUCGAUAUUCAUCAUGGAGAUGGUGUGGAGGAGGCGUUCUACACCACUGAUCGUGUCAUGACUGUGUCUUUCCACAAGUAUGGAGAGUACUUCCCAGGCACUGGUGACCUUAGGGACAUUGGUGCUGGCAAGGGCAAAUAUUAUGCUGUGAAUUAUCCCCUGAGAGAUGGGAUUGACGACGAGUCUUAUGAAGCCAUAUUCAAACCUAUCAUGGCCAAGGUGAUGGAGAUGUACCAGCCCAGUGCGGUGGUCCUCCAGUGUGGAGCUGAUUCUCUGUCCGGGGACAGGCUUGGUUGCUUUAACCUCACCAUCAAAGGCCAUGCCAAGUGUGUGGAGUACAUUAGGGGCUUCAACUUGCCGCUACUGAUGCUUGGUGGAGGCGGUUAUACCAUCCGCAACGUGGCACGCUGCUGGACGUUCGAGACUGCUGUGGCCCUUGAUUGCUCCAUCCCCAACGAGCUUCCAUACAACGACUACUUUGAGUACUUUGGACCAGACUUCAAGCUGCACAUCAGCCCCUCCAACAUGACUAAUCAGAACACCAAUGACUACCUGGAGAAGAUCAAGCAGCGCUUGUUUGAGAACCUGCGCAUGUUGCCUCACGCCCCUGGUGUUCAGAUGCAAGCCAUCCCAGAAGACGUCGCGCACGAGGACAGUGGAGACGAGGAGGAAGAUGCCAACAAGCGCGUAUCAAUUCGCGCUCAAGACAAAAGGAUAGCGUGUGACGAAGAGUUCUCCGACUCUGAGGAUGAGGGUGAAGGAGGCCGCAGGAAUACAGCGAGCUACAAGAAAGCCAAGCGAGCCAAAACCGACGGAGAGAAGGAGGCAGAAGAGAAGAAAGGUGAGGAGGAAACAAAAGAUGUAAAAGAAGAGGAGAAGGUGCCAGAGGAGGAAAUGGACACAUCAAAGCCAAAAGAGGAGUCCAAGACAUCUUGACGUUCUCGCACCCAGUGAUGCCAGUGCACCAGACCUCAGCUGUUAUUAAAGAGGGUUUUUUCUAAAUAAAUUGUUUUUUGAACUGCUGCUGUGGAAAUCAAUGAAGGGUUGUUCCUUUUAAAACGAGGUCCGACU
Messenger RNA from Nematolebias whitei (Rio pearlfish), 1666 nucleotides. RefSeq names its product probable histone deacetylase 1-B. Lineage: Eukaryota; Metazoa; Chordata; Actinopteri; Cyprinodontiformes; Rivulidae. The transcript has 14 exons. The record is from RefSeq and is a predicted model, not a curated record. The coding region runs from base 71 to 1531 and encodes 486 amino acids. Gene Ontology annotation, molecular function: histone deacetylase activity.